ACCGUGUAGUCGCUCCUGCUCCGUGGACCGCCCCGGUUGUGGACAGGUGAUAGUUCAAAAAUCCUGUUUGUGCGGUGGUGACCGGCUUUAUUUUAAGCUUUGGAACCAACUCGCUUCAUGAGGAACCGAACGACGGCAGCACCGAGACGCGUUCAGCGUCCUCCUGAAAUGUGCGUUAUUGGUCCUUCGACGACGCCUCGCUUUGUCUCGACGUCCUCUGUUGUCCAUGUUCCAACGACUCUGGUUCGGAAACGAUAACAGCAGCGACGAGGAGGAGCGUCUCCUAGUUUUUAUUGCCGAGGAGGACAGACAGAGGCGGAAACACGGAGACACACGGACCACAGACAACAUGUUUGACACCAGAGGGAUCGCGUUUAUCCUCCUCGACAUAGCAUGUCUCGUCCUAGCUGGACUCCCCUUUGCAAUACUCAAUGUGCAACACAAGCCUUUCCGCCGAGGCUUUUUCUGUAAUGACGAUUCAAUCAAGUACCCCUUUAAAGAAGACACCAUUACCUAUCAGUUGUUAGGGGGUGUUAUGAUUCCCAUCACAAUACUCACUAUGAUUUUUGGCGAGUGCAUUUCAGUUUAUCUACAGCGCAUCGGGUCAAAGUCCUCUUUUGGCAGCUAUGUCGCCCGCGUUUACAAAGCCGUGGGUACCUUCCUGUUCGGCGCGGCGAUGAGCCAGUCUUUGACUGACAUCGCCAAGUAUUCUAUCGGCCGCCUCAGGCCGCACUUUCUGGAUGUGUGCAAACCUGACUGGAAGCAAAUCAACUGUUCAACAGGAAAUUAUAUCGAAGACUUCACCUGCACUGGAGAUGCAACAAUGGUCAACGAGGGCAGGCUGUCCUUCUACUCGGGCCACUCCUCUUUUUCCAUGUACUGCAUGCUCUUCCUGGCUCUUUACCUGCAGGCUAGAUUCCAGACUGAAUGGGCACGGCUGCUCAGACCCACAAUCCAGUUUUUCCUGAUUGCUGCAUCGGUAUACACAGGAUUAUCCCGGGUGUCGGAUUAUAAACAUCACUGGAGUGACGUGUUGACAGGACUGCUGCAGGGUGCCAUCAUGGCUCUCCUGGUGGUCUUCUUUGUAUCAGACUUUUUCAAGAAACUUGUGGAUUCCCGUCAAGAGGUGGACGUGCCUCACAUGGCCCUCCAGGAGACCUCCACAAACAGAAACCACUCUGACAAUGCCAGCUAAGCUAACGGACCCGCACGGGUCCCUUGGCUCUGUGCGAGCGCACACUCAGCUACCUAGCCUUUCAUCUAACAAACAACGCCCCCUUUAAUCACCCCGCAUGGAUUUACAGCGUGGAGCUUUCUUGUAAAGACACUUCAUCAUUCUUUAUUCCUCAAGUAAAGCGCACAAGUCGGCACUAAUGUUCUCAUCAACUAUGUAGGAAGCUACACCUCAGCCUGGUUUGCAUUUGGCAUCUCCUCCACGCGUUCACUUUCUUGGAGAAACACGGCCAGAUGAGUUCAAACCCGUCUAUAAGCGGCCGAUACGGAUGAGGCUAGGAGCUUUAGGAUAAGAACCGCACCACGUCUCUGCUGUGGGACGUUUGACUGCAUGCACCGACUAAAAGGGCCCGACCACUGCUGGGGGGAGAGACGAGCUUCAGAAACCUGUGAAUA
Thalassophryne amazonica is the source of this 1629-nucleotide messenger RNA. It is a transcript of the gene plpp1a, whose product is annotated as phospholipid phosphatase 1a. Gene Ontology annotation, molecular function: phosphatidate phosphatase activity. The record is from RefSeq and is a predicted model, not a curated record. Gene Ontology annotation, biological process: phospholipid metabolic process; signal transduction; phospholipid dephosphorylation. Bases 227 to 1195 code for a protein of 322 amino acids. NCBI's taxonomy places the organism in Eukaryota, Metazoa, Chordata, Actinopteri, Batrachoidiformes, Batrachoididae. The transcript has 6 exons.